AGCCUGUUUUCAGUUUGACUGCGCACGCAGCUGCCCUCACUUCCUCUCGCCGCCUGCAAGCCAUGUCUGCUGAGGCGCCGCCGCGAUGGCACCCCGCAAGCCUCCUGCUGCAAGCCUGCUUCGUCCUUCUGUCCGGCGCGCUGGUGGAGGGGGAUCUGAUGGCAGUGAACCUCACGGCGGCGGUGGGGGGGCCGGCCACCCUGAGCUGCCCGCUGGCCCGAGAGGAGACUAAGAUACUGCAGGCCGAAUGGAACAGGUGCAACGCAGAAAAGAUCCUAACUUUCCAUCAGGAGUUUGGAGUGCACACGUGGGAGGCAUACAAAGGCCGCAUCUCAGCCGCCGACAACACCAGCUUCACGCUGGGAGAGGUGACAAGGAACGACUCGGGAGAGUACUGCUGUAUCCUCACCACGUUCCCGGAUGGAAAACUGGAGGGCAGGACCAUUCUCCAGCUCGGAGACCGGCUCAGAGCUACAGAUGCGCCAUCUCCUGCCCUUCUGAAGACGCCCUAUAUUGCGGUGCCUGUGCUCGGCGGACUGGUGCUCUUCGGUGUCAUCGCCUUGGUCAUUUACUUCCAGCGGCAGAACCGCCCCAUUAGAAACCCAGUUCACGUGGCCGUCCACACGGGAAGCUCCCCAAUCGUCCAGCAGUCCUUCAUCGGGAAGGGUCCCCAGACCGCCCCCAGCCUGCCGUCCAAGGCCAGCGACGAGCCAGAGGAGGAGGAGGACACCUCGGAGGACUACUUCAACGUGCUGACCGCCCGGCCGGCCAGCGGCGGCCACCCCUGAGCCAGCGGCCUCAGACAGGCUCCCCCCUUCCCCCCCCCAUGGCUGUCAGACAGCAGCACCCCCUGGUGACCUGUUCACCGGCCAAGCGGCCCGCAGUGGAGAUGGCUGAGGUUUAAAGACUUACUGUAAUACAGGUUGAACGUUGUCUAGGUGUAAAUAGCCUGUUCCACUGCAUCACUAAAAGGCAGCUCAGUC
Molecule: messenger RNA, 983 nt
Organism: Lepisosteus oculatus (spotted gar)
Lineage: Eukaryota; Metazoa; Chordata; Actinopteri; Semionotiformes; Lepisosteidae
Product: T cell immunoreceptor with Ig and ITIM domains
Biological process (GO): positive regulation of interleukin-10 production; negative regulation of interleukin-12 production; negative regulation of T cell activation
Cellular component (GO): cell surface
Molecular function (GO): signaling receptor binding
Source: RefSeq, a predicted model, not a curated record